AUGUCUCUUGCAGAUCUCAAAGUCGGUGGACUCUAUGUCAUUCUCCAAGCCCGUCAAGAACCACCCGAGGCCAAUGAGUUCUACUGGGGCCUGUAUCUCCACUCUGACUCCGUUGGAGGCAUGGCAUAUCACGUCGUAGAUAUAGGAUCAGGUCUAAGACCCGAGCAUGAGUAUACUGGUCGAAUUUUUGAUACUCCCCUUCUUACGGGUCUAUUCCGAAUCGCCGAUAUCACUCGUCCCCUGCAUCCGUUUGUCGACAGGGUGAUAAGGUCUUACGACAGCAGCCUCAAUUGCCCUGGACGGAGCAGUAAUAGCAAGUUCUGGGUUUUGAAUGUCCUCGCACUACUGAUCCAACCAACGGUUACGGGAUGGCUUCCAGUGAACUGUCAUAACUUGCCGAUCCUGGAGCAGGAAAUCCGCGAUUGGGGUAAUCGGAUGUCCCACGGGAGAUGUAUCUAUCAAAGGCCCAAACCAAUUGGAUCUUCGACAAUCUGCGGUUUGCCAGAGUGGAAAACACAGCGUGAGUUACCCAUUCCCCUCGGCAAUCUCGGCGUGGGGGAAUUAUGGAUUGACACAAUAGCCAUGGAAUAA
Messenger RNA from Penicillium coprophilum, 591 nucleotides. RefSeq lists its product as uncharacterized. The coding region runs from base 1 to 591 and encodes 196 amino acids. The transcript has a single exon. The record is from RefSeq and is a predicted model, not a curated record. Lineage: Eukaryota; Fungi; Ascomycota; Eurotiomycetes; Eurotiales; Aspergillaceae.